Molecule: messenger RNA, 832 nt
Organism: Vicia villosa (hairy vetch)
Lineage: Eukaryota; Viridiplantae; Streptophyta; Magnoliopsida; Fabales; Fabaceae
Product: zinc-finger homeodomain protein 4-like
Exons: 1
Coding region: 196-756 (186 amino acids)
Biological process (GO): regulation of developmental process; regulation of DNA-templated transcription
Cellular component (GO): nucleus
Molecular function (GO): transcription cis-regulatory region binding; DNA-binding transcription factor activity
Source: RefSeq, a predicted model, not a curated record
UGCACUAUCAACUUUUUAAUUAUCUCUAAUGAAAUUAGUACACAAUUUCAUUUGUUGCUUCAUUUACAAAAUUCACAAUCAACACUUGGCAUGCUUGUUCAUUGCAUCAUCUCUAUAAAUAGAAAGGUCUAAGUUUUCUCUGUUCAUUCAUUUAUCAAAUGAUCAUUCAUUUGUAGAAGCUUCUUCUAUAAAGAUAUGGAGAAAAAGAUUGCAGUUAAAUAUAAAGAGUGUCUCAAGAACCAUGCUGCUGCAAUUGGUGGCAAUGCAACUGAUGGAUGUGGUGAGUUCAUGGCUAGUGGAGACGAUGACUCACUUGAAGCUCUUAACUGUUGUGCUUGCAAUUGCCACAGAAACUUCCACAGAAAAGAGUCUGAUUCUCAGCAUUAUGCUCUUUCAUUGAUUCCUGAUCAUAACAUUAAUCCACCCUUCUUGGCUCAUUUAUCUCCAAUCAAAAGUGAAUCAAAUAGUCCUUCUCAUCAGUCUUACUAUGAGAAAGAUUGUAUAAAGGAGGUGGAAAAUCGAACCGAAAAGAUGAUAAAGAAGAGGUCCAGAACCAAGUUUAGUAAAGAACAGAAGGAGAAGAUGUUGUGUUUUGCAGAAAAAGCUGAAUGGAAGAUACAGAAGCUAGAAGAAUCUGUGGUUCAGAAGUUUUGUCAAGAGAUUGGAAUCAAGAGAAGGAUACUCAAAGUGUGGAUGCACAAUAAUAAGAACACUUUUUCCAAAAGAAAUGUUUGUAGUAUUAGUCGCAAAUUUUAGACAUGAGCGAGUAGUCCGUUUUGCACGUCCUCAAAGAUACCUGUUAUAUGAUUUAGAGAAUCUGAUGUAUCCAACU